UAAAAGGAGAUCUCUACCAACCAUUUGUAGGAAGUUUCUUGCCAGUGCUGGCCCAGUCCCUUCUCUGGAGCUCAGGUGUUCCCCUUCUCCUGCAUACAGGCAAACCCUUCCAAGACUGAAGAUGAGAACAGAUAUGAUAGAGAGCAAUAACACCAAAUCCAGUGCUCCCCUCCUGACCCAAAGAUACCUGAGGAUGGUCACAAAGGAUGGACACAGCACAUUCCAGAUGGAUGGUGCCCAAGGAAAAGGUCUGGCAUACCUCCGAGAUGCAUGGGGAAUAUUAAUGGACAUGCGCUGGAGAUGGAUGAUGCUUGUCUUUUCCGCUUCUUUUGUCAUUCACUGGCUAGUCUUUGCAGUGCUUUGGUACGUGCUAGCUGAGAUGAAUGGGGACCUGCAGUUGGACCAUGAUUCUCCACCUGACAACCACACUAUAUGUGUCAAGUACAUCACCAGUUUUACAGCUGCUUUCUCUUUCUCACUGGAGACACAACUCACUAUUGGUUACGGCACUAUGUUCCCAAGUGGGGACUGUCCUAGUGCUAUUGCCCUGCUCGCAAUACAGAUGGUCCUGGGGCUCAUGCUGGAAGCCUUCAUCACAGGUGCUUUUGUGGCAAAGAUCGCCCGACCGAAGAACCGGGCGUUCUCCAUCCGCUUCACCCGCUCUGCUGUAGUGACCCACACAGAGGGGAAGCCAUACCUCAUGUUCCAGGUGGCCAACACACGCUCCAGCCCACUCACAAGUGUCCAGAUUUCUGCUAUUCUUUACCAAGAACAGGAGAAUGGUCAGCUGCACCAAACUAGUGUUGACUUCCACCUAGACAGCAUUACUUCAGGCGAGUGCCCUUUUUUCACCUUUCCACUGACCUACUACCAUUCUAUCACUCCAUCCAGCCCACUGGCUGCUCUCCUCCAAAGAGAGGCUGCUCACCAUUUCGAGCUGGUCGUCUUUCUGUCGGCUGUGCAGGAGGGUACUGGAGAAAUGUGUCAAAGAAGGACAUCCUAUCUCCCCUCAGAAAUCAUGCUGUACCAUCGUUUUGCUGCUGUGCUAGCCCGCAGUGCCAAAGGUGAAUAUCAGAUCAAGAUGGAGAAUUUUGACAAGACAAUUCCAGAGUUCCCAGCUGUGAAUGACUCCAAGAGUUCCAAAAGGACUGCCAAGGAGAUCCGCAUCAACGGACAGCACGCCGACAGCUUCCAGCUCUCCGAGACUGGCCUCACAGAUUAGACAGAACAGACUUUGAACUUUGUGGGUUUUUUUUUUAAUUAUUAUUACAUUAAAAUUUCAGGUCCCAUUUACAACCUUCCUUCCUUGGCUGCCACCAUCUAGUUAUCUUUCUCAUACUCCCGUCAUUCUAAUUACAAGGUGAUAUGCAGAGCGAAGAGAACUGGUGUGCCCAUGUGAGCUGGGGAGGGACUGGAUUAACCACCUAGAACAAAGUCAGGUACAAGAAUCACAGUACUAAUUCUGGGAAAUUAAAAGAGCUACCUGCUGAAUUCACCAGACUAUGAUUAAAGCUGCACUGACCCUGAAAAGGAGAGACCUCCAAAGCUAAACAAAUUGCUAAUUGAACAGCUUGUGACAAGGACAGCAACAACACAAAAAAUCACUCAAAACCAAUAUGGGCUCAUUCACUAAAUACAUUAGUACUGGGAUAAGCAGUUCAGUUGAUCCAAGACCCUAAUUUUUCUGUUCUCUUAACUCUUCGGGGAUACAGGCUUAUAUCAGUUUUCAGAUGGCUGAACUGACUCUUCGAAAGUACUGCCAAUCUCCCAUGGCAGUGAAAAGCACCCCUGCUGUGCUUGCUUGUUAGUCAAAAUUGUAAAUACUAACUGUAGUUCUUCAUUCUGCCAAGUAAGAGGAGAACACAUCUCAAGAUAGGUCUAUGAAGACGCUAUUAAAAAACCUUGACACAUAUGGCAAAUGCUUCAGUGGAAAUUUUUUUUGUAUUUGGAAACAAUGAAUAAGUUAUUUAGGAGUGGAAAACAAACUAUUCUAAAUGAAUUAACGUGCUCUUUUGAAAGGACAGUACAUUUCAUGUGUUCUCAGCUUUGCGCCGCUUCUCUCAAGUAGAUCUGACCCAGGAGGAUGCACUACGCCCACAUGAGAAGGAAAACUGCAUCCAUUUAUAUUUCAUGCUUUUAUCAAUAUUUGCCUGUACACACAGCACAGAAGUAUUUACAAAGACACUUGAAUCAAUUUUAAAAUAAAAAAUUAAAACAAACUAUACAUGACUUUUGUAUUUAAGUGCCUCAAGCCUACUGCAAUUAAGACGAUCUCAAUAAGACAUUCUAAAUAAUUUAAAAAGCUAAAGCAUAAAUAAUUAUCCAUCAUUCUAUUUACAAGCUCUUAACAAAAGCAAUGUCUAUUAUGAUUGUUCAUACCUGAACAGUCAAGUUACAAAAAAAGUAAAAGUUGUCUUUCAAAGGUAAAAGACACAUCCCAGAAACAAAGAUGGCACAGAUAACUUUCAUUUACAAAUGAAAUACUCUACCAAACAUGCUUCCUUUUAACUUAAUUGGUCAACAGCAGGAAAAAAACGUCUGAAGCCAUCUGUUGAGAUACCAUUAACUCAAUUCUUCAAGCCUUAAAAUUCGUUUAAUUAAAGUGUAUUCAGAAUGCAAAAGAGCUGAGCAAAAAGCCACUUUAUCUUAGGGUCCAUACUUCCAAAGCUCUAUAACGUGAUGACUGGAAAUACAGCACAACUCUUCUGUGCCAGCAACUGCUAUAGUCACUACAGAAUCACCCUCUUCCUUCACAAAUGGAAACAGCAGCCCCAGAGAGCCAUUUCACAAAGGGGGAAGAAAGAGGCAGAGGGCCUGUGUUUUCAGUGCAAUUCCACUCUUGUUCCAAACUUGUUUAAAAAUUGCCUCCCUACAUUCAAGAUCUUAGAGAGAUCUGGUUUUGUUACAGAUAUUCUCAGAAUCUUUCUUGGAAUUUAGUUUUAUAUAGAAGUAUUCAUGAACACUGUGGAGCUUGCAGAGCAACACUAUCAAAUUACAUUGCCUUCAUUCCUACUUUUCAGUUGUUGACCCCACAUGCAAUUUAAAGAUCUUUCCAUCCACCUUUCUAUCAGUACCAAUAAUUGUCAAGUAUUUCCUUCUAGCAUUUUCUUCAUGUCUCAUGUCCUCUGCCAAUACAAUGCAUUGAGAAAAGUCUGACAAAUGAAGAACCAGGUACAAGCGCAGUAGAAUAGAUUUGUCUGUGUUACUUCCAUGAAUUAACCAAGAGCAGUGUUUUGUGUGAAGUACUUUUUCUGUAUCUCACAUACUCCAGUCUCAGACAAACCAAUUAUUCUAAAAUUCAGAUGUAUAAUCCCAACAGGGUGGCACAGUAAUCUCACCUUCUAAAACCAAAGCUAUAAAAAGCUAUUUCUAAUUUCAGUUAGCAUCUAAUCACCAAGUGUCGGUUGCUUAGUUCAAUUUCUAAAUUGACUUGAGACUUCCAAGUUUUCCUGUUCAAAUCAAUCACUUUCUAUUUAUAGAUCUGGUUUAAAGGGGGCUACAGCAGCACAUAUAAAGAAAAAAAUGUUUAGUAUAUGCUAGAUGCAGUAUGUUCUAUUUUGGAACGUACAGCUGAAGAAUACCACUGAAGCAAGUUAGACAUACAGACAACUGUAGUUAUUUCAGAAUAGCUACAAAACAAAAGGUAGACGGACCACCACUAUUACUUUUACAAUUCUGCUGAUUUGGUGAGCUGUGGAUGUCUCAGGAAGUAUUGGAAAUAUGCUAUGGCCCAAAUCAAAAUACAAACCUAGAAGAAUUGCUGAUCAGCUCUGAUGCAACAAAAUUGCAUUCUAUACUUUCACUAACAUUGCAAGAGCCCUCUGGUGAUGAACCUUCUCUGCAGAUACCUCUUGCUAGCAAGGUAGGGAAGAAAAAUAAGCAAGGCAGAGAAAGUCAAAGUGUGAUUCAAAGCAAUUCAACACCUUUUGUAUCUUCACUUGAGCACCCUUUUUACAUUCAAGCUUUUUUAACCUAACCAAAUGAAUUUCUAAAUAUCUAGUUUAAUCUACAUUACAAUUAUUUAUUACCAGUGUGUAAUUGCUGGUAACUAAUCAAAUCCCCUCAGCUACUAAGCUGGUAUUAGUCAAGAGGUUGCACAGAAAAUUAAGCAGCUUUUGUGCAGCUCUAAAAGACAGCUGUGAUCAAGAAAACAACUUGCUUAUUUUCUUUGCUAAUGGCCUCCCCCUUCCAGAAGCAAUUUGCGUUGUCAAUGAAGUUUGUCAAAACUGUGACAAUCUGCAACAGAAACUCACAAAUACUUCAUGCAUCUUUAAUUUUCAUACUGAAAUCUGGAACAGAUAUUGCUGUUUAUGUUGAGAAUCACAUAAGUGUGAACUUGCAAACUGUUACGAGUGCUGAAAUGCCUUUUAAGAACAGUAUAUUCAUCACAUUUGGAAAGCAAUUCUCCACUGCAGGUCUAUUACGUUUUUAAUCUCAUGAUUUUUAAUCGAAAGGUUCUUACAUUGUCAUUCAUUAUGAAUGCCCAGAAAAGUUUCAUAUUUGAUCUGCUAUUUUGUGAUCACCCUGAACAAAGAAUAUGAGAAGUUGACAACCCAGUAAAUUAUGUAAUUUGAGGCUGAUCUAAGGCCCUAUGAUAGAGCAAUGAAAAAUUGAAGCACAGCAAAAUUGGUAAAUGGCGUGUCAAUUCACUCCAUCUUUCCGCUCUAACUGCUAUAUGAGUGGUCUACUAGUGCCUAGUAUUAGCAUGGGGCUUUUUGGCACAUCUGCAUCCCUACUUCAUGCAGAAAGUAUUUCGUGAUUGGAAAGCAUUUACAUAACACAAUUUGUUUAUUAAUCAAGGCUUGAGUCAAAACAGACCAACACCUUCUGUUAAUAUUUGUGUUCUCCACCAUAUUUCUCUUCAAAGGUAAAGAGGAGAGAAACAGUCCUCCCACUUAUGUGGCCUUUAAUCUCAAACACAGCAAUAGAGAAACAUAUAUUAAUGACUAGUUAAAAUAAUUAUUUUACAUUAAGACCUCAAAAAGAUUGUCUCUUGCCUCUAUCAUACUGUGCCACAGAGAUUUUGGCCAAAUAAGAUUAAACUAGAAGAGUAAUAGAACAAGAGACUUAGAGGAGGAGCAAUCAGGUACUACAGUUUCAAAAGUUGAGAAUAAGCAUUCCAUCCUUCACAACACAACAGGACAUGCAAGAAAGCACAAGUGGAUACCGUCUUCAGAAAAUCGUUCACAGAAUCUGCAUUCCAAGUCCUGAUCACUAGGUGUUGUUACAAACAGUAGGUGAAGCCUUAAUGCCCCAUGUUCAGGCACAAGUCAGCUUCAGUAAGGACAACUUGCACACUUUGAAGUUCUCAAUUUCAGUUGAGAGGUGCAUCUCAUCCUGAAGUGACAGGUAAUAUUUUUAUCACAGUCUUAAUCAUAAAUGUGGUGCAUUGUUUAGUAUGGAUCUGGAAGUGUUUAUCACAUGAGCAGGAAGGGGCUAAAUAAAUGAAACGAAAUCUACUAUGGUAGAUAUUUCUGCUGUAUCUACAUUUGCCUUUCAUUAAAAAAAAAUGUAGUCCUGAAGUCUCGGCAGUACCUACCCCUCCCUAUCCCCCCCACUUUUCCUUUUUCCUCCCCAAAAGGUCUCUGAAUAUAAAUACGCACUAAAGGACAAAUUUCACAACUGGCAGUAAAAGAAAAAAUGAAAUCUCAAAGCAAUCUCGUGUUAUUUUUAAGAUUAACUUCCUUUUAAGUAAAACAAAGGAUGAGGAAAACUAGCAACAUCUUAGUUUUUCAAUUUGAAAAAGCAGAAAAAUAAAAGCAUUCUUUAAAAUUAUCAAAAAUCAACAUAUACAUGUAGAGAAAAUUCAGAUGGCUUUGAAAGCAAACAUGGUAAUAAGACACCUAAAGCAUGGGCCACCAUGAUCAUCUAGAAGAUUAACGUAAUAAAAAAACUAUUCUUCCAACAAAAAAACCUGACUGCUGAUCAGGAAUUAAAACACAUUCCUAUCAACUUCUAAUUGCAAUCGAAUCUCUUUUGUCUUAAAACACAGCCUGCUACCAUCUUUCCUGACCUAUGCUUUACCAACACAUUCACUACAGAAGCUGUUUAGCCAGGACUUCUUCAGCAAAGCCCAAAAGACCCUCUGCAGUAAAAAGCCAAGGCCAUUAGCAAGCUUUCAGUAGUACAAGACUUCUCACUAAGCACAGCUGCAGUACAUGCACAUGUAAACAAUCCACAGAGAAAGGACAAGAUCAUACCAGAGAACCACCAAUGCAUGACCCCACAAAACAGAAGUCAGUACGCUUGUGCUAUAUUCAGUUGACAGAGAACUUCCUUCUUACCACUCACCAAGUAUAGAUUUUUACCUGAUUGGAUAUGUUUCAUCUCCCAGACAACUCAAGUUCAGGUGAAUACUCCAGCAGAUACACUGGGUCAAAAUUUAUGACCCAGUAUUCUGUCUGAAUGUGGCCAAGAAAUAGAAUAAGAAACAUGGCAGGUACACUUCUUGGUGCACUCUCUCACCUUUACUGGGAGAGAGGGGGAAACAGAAUUUAAACGAACAGAAGACUUGUAUGACAAAUUAAUUUGACAGGCAUUCAUUCCAUAAGCAUGGGAACCUCCACACAUCGCCAUUAGGAUCUACCACACACCAGCAAGCAUUCAAAAAUUAACAGGUUAACACUGUCCAGAAGUUCUCAGUACCAAAACAGCAUAGGCCAGGAACACUUAAAAGUUGUGUUUAGAAGGCAAAUUCACACAGAGUGCCCAUCAAUCAAUAAAGGCUCUUCUCCGACAUACAGGAGUUUAAUUACAACUAUAGACAUCACACCUUAGUUGAAUAAACAGAACCUAGUUGCAGCUGAUUUCUUCCCUAAAAUAUGAAGAUCUCUAACAGUGAAAACAAGACAGAAAAAAGCAAAGCUGAAAACACAUUCAGAGUAAAGCAGCACAGUACCAUGAACCCUCUAUCAGGGAUUCACCUGAAACAGUUAAGAAUGGUUUAUGUACACAUAGGUCCCUUCCCCAAAACACGCCCCUGCUCCUCCCUCCCAUUUUCUGCACAUACAGUAACAA
Messenger RNA from Cygnus olor (mute swan), 7017 nucleotides. RefSeq names its product potassium inwardly rectifying channel subfamily J member 13 (gene KCNJ13). The record is from RefSeq and is a predicted model, not a curated record. Lineage: Eukaryota; Metazoa; Chordata; Aves; Anseriformes; Anatidae. The transcript is spliced from 3 exons. Gene Ontology annotation, cellular component: plasma membrane. Gene Ontology annotation, biological process: potassium ion import across plasma membrane; regulation of monoatomic ion transmembrane transport. Gene Ontology annotation, molecular function: inward rectifier potassium channel activity. The coding region runs from base 122 to 1222 and encodes 366 amino acids.